ACUGCCGCAGUCGUCUCAUGUGUGUGGGAGAGACCCAAGCCUUACACCAACCAAACCUUUCUUUUCUCCCCUGCCACCAAGGGUGAAAUUAUUUCUUUCAGAGGAUAUCCCAGUGAGACAUAUGAAGUGGUGACAGAUGAUGGGUAUAUCCUGAGUAUUAACAGAAUUCCUCAUGGGAAACGAAAUAACCAGAAAUCGGGUCCCAGGCCCACAGUGUUCUUGCAGCAUGGUGUGCUUGGUUCUAGCAGUAACUGGGUGCUUAAUAUGGACUACAACAGCCUGGGAUUUAUAUUGGCUGAUGCUGGUUAUGAUGUUUGGCUCGGAAACACCAGAGGUAACACCUGGUCCAACAAACACAUCAACUAUACUGAGAAGCAACAAGAAUUCUGGCUAUUCAGUUUUGAUGAAAUGGCUAAAUACGACCUUCCAGCUUCAAUUAACUUUGUCCUGAACAAAGCAGGUCAGGAAAAAAUAUUUUAUGUUGGUCAUUCCGAGGGCAGCACAAUGGCAUUCAUUGCAUUUUCAACCAUGCCACACCUAGCCAAGAAGAUCAAAAUAUUCUUUGCAUUGGCCCCAGUAGCCACUUUAAAGUAUUUGACCAACACGGCUUUGACCAAACUUGCAAUGGUUCCUGAACCUAAGCUCAAAAAAAUGUUUGGAACUAAGCAGUUUUUAGCUCAAGACAGAACAAUGAAAUGGUGUGCUACUUCCUUGUGUAACCGUUUCCCAAUGGAUUAUCUGUGUGGCAGUGUUUUAUUCCUGUUUAAUGGCUUUAAUGUGCUAAACUUCAAUAUGAGUCGAAUCGAUGUUUAUUUAUCACACUUCCCAGCUGGGACAUCUAUCCAGAACAUGCUUCACUGGACUCAGAUUGUGAAGGCUGGGAAGUUCAAAGGCUUUGACUGGGGAAGCAAGGAAGCAAACAUGGCUCACCACAACCAGUCAACACCGCCUUUCUACAACGUACAACGGAUGACUCUUCCAACAGCUGUCUGGAGUGGUGGUAACGACUGGAUUGCAGACUCAAAGGACAUGGCCCUCUUACUGCCUCAGAUCCCAAACUUAGUUUACCACAAGGAUAUUCCUGAAUGGCAACAUCUGGAUUUUAUCAUAGGAUAUGAUGCCCCACAGCACAUGUACAUAGAGAUAAUGGAUUUAAUGCAGACUUAUAAGUGAAUGUGAAAUAUUCCUUCAGAACCCAUUACUGUCAAGGUGUGUUGAUGAAAAGCACUAGAAGAUUUCUUUCUUUCUUUUUUUUAAAUUCUUUUUAUUGGUUAAUUCCAUAAGAAAAUAAAAAGUAACACACAAGUAAA
Messenger RNA from Podarcis muralis (Common wall lizard), 1310 nucleotides. NCBI's taxonomy places the organism in Eukaryota, Metazoa, Chordata, Lepidosauria, Squamata, Lacertidae. The record is from RefSeq and is a predicted model, not a curated record.